This is a messenger RNA of Selaginella moellendorffii, 1174 nucleotides long. Its product is annotated as probable ethanolamine kinase. Gene Ontology annotation, biological process: phosphatidylcholine biosynthetic process; phosphatidylethanolamine biosynthetic process. Gene Ontology annotation, molecular function: ethanolamine kinase activity; choline kinase activity. Gene Ontology annotation, cellular component: cytoplasm. Bases 11 to 1072 code for a protein of 353 amino acids. The transcript is spliced from 11 exons. NCBI's taxonomy places the organism in Eukaryota, Viridiplantae, Streptophyta, Lycopodiopsida, Selaginellales, Selaginellaceae. The record is from RefSeq and is a predicted model, not a curated record.
UCGUGAAAGAAUGAAGGCGCAUUUUCCAGAGUGUGCGCUCUCUGUGGACUCGCUUCUUCCUUUCCAGGAUAUGGAGGCGCAGAUCAUAAAUGUGUGCCGGGCCUUGAUCCCGGAGCUUCAAGACGCCGAUGAUUCAGAUUUUGACGUUUGCCGGAUCAAUGGAGGGAUCACAAACAUUAUGGCUAAAGUUUCCAAGAAGGAUCAAUCUGUUGUUGUCCGCGUGUUUGGUCCUGCCACCGAGGGUGUGAUCGAUCGGGAUCGAGAAAUCCAGGCAACCUGUCAUUUUUCGCGAGCUGGGUUUUGUCCAGAGCUCAAAGGCGUCUUUAAAAACGGGAUCAUUCAAACGUUUGUCACGGCAAGGACGCUCACACCUGAAGAUUUUCUGGACGAUGCAGUCGUUGCAAAAGUUGCAAAAGAACUUCGACGCCUUCAUCAGCAAGAAGUUCCGGGCGAGAAGGAACCCAUGGUCUGGACCGAGAUUAACAGAUACUUUGAGCUCGCGUCUGCUGUUACCAAGUUUGAGAAUCCAGAAAAUCAAAGGAAACUGGAGGCGGUGUCAUUUGACGAGCUAAGGCAAGAGAUCAAUACAUUGAAGGAAAUCGGCGCUCGCUUGAAGGGACCUGUCGUCUACGCACACAACGAUUUGCUUCCCGGCAAUGUCAUGGUUGAUGCGCAAGGGAAGUACUAUUUUAUCGACUUCGAGUACAGUGGAUAUAACUAUCGUGGAUUUGACAUUGGAACUCACUUCAACGAGUAUGCCGGACUCGAUUGCGACUUUUGCGCCUAUCCAAGCAAAGACCGGCAGCUAAACUUCUUGAGGCACUAUUUGCGACCAGAUGAUCCUGAGAAGGCGACACAUGAAGAACUGGAAGAGCUGUUUGUUGAGGCAAAUUUCUACGCGCUUCCCGCUCAUAUUACAUGGUCGGCUUGGGCAAUUGUCCAGGCAACAUCUUCAGCAGCAAUCGACUUUGACUACAUGUCAUACUUUUUCAAGCGGAUGAAGAUGUAUAGAGAGCAAAAGGCGAAGUUUUUGCCGGUGGUGAGAGGCUUCCUCGCUGGUAAAAGCAAGUAGCAUAUGGUUUGGAUCUUGAUCUCGUGCAUGGGAACAUAAGCUCUCGUUUUUAAGCUUGGCUGACAGCUACUUCUGGAAUGAGUGGAAACUUAUCCCUUCGUA